This is a messenger RNA of Chironomus riparius, 1476 nucleotides long. The record is from the annotation of a GenBank genome assembly. Lineage: Eukaryota; Metazoa; Arthropoda; Insecta; Diptera; Chironomidae.
AUGGGAAUAAUUCUAGGCAUUUUUGUGAGUUUCAUUAUUUUUUGUACUCUAGCUUAUCAAUGGAUCCAUAAAAGGCUUAGAUUUUGGAGUGAUCGAGGAUUUUUGCAAGAUAAUCCAUCAUUUCCAUUAGGGAAUCUAUCUUGUGUUGGAACCAAAAGAACCAAUACUGAGAAUUUAGAUUACUUUUACAAGAAGUUCAAGGGAAAGACACCUGCGGUUGGGCUUUAUAACUUUUUGUCUCCAGUAAUUCUACCUAUUGAGCCAGAAUUAGUUAAAAAUAUUUUAGUUCGUGAUUUUAAUUCCUUCCACGAUCGAGGAUUAUUUUAUAAUAAGGAAGAUGAUCCCAUAGGUGCUAACACAUUGACUUUAAAUGGACAAGACUGGAAGGAUCGUCGAGUAAAGCUUACUCCAAUUUUCACAUCUGGAAAAAUGAAACUGAUGUUUGAGUUGAUUGAUUCAUUGAGUGACAAAAUGGUACGAAUAAUUGAAGAUCAAUUACGAAAUACAAAUGAUCUCGAGAUGCGCAGUUGGUUGCAAAGGUUUACAAUUGACAGUAUUGGAAAUGUUGCAUUUGGAAUUGAACCAAAUUGUCUUGAAAAUGAAAAUUCGGAAUUUGGAUACUUUGGAAGGAAAUUAGCAAACAUUACACUUUUUGGAAUCAUUAAAUUCAUUUUUGGAACUGAAUGGCCUGAUUUUGCUAGAAAGCUUGGCUUUGGCUUUUGUCCAAAAGAUGUUGGUGACUUUUUCUUGAAAACUUUUAUUCAGACUAUUGAAUUUCGUGAAAAAAGCAACAUCAAGCGAAAUGACUUUGUAUCGCUGCUAUUGGGACUCAAAAAUGAAUACACCAAAGAAGAACUUGCUGCUGAGGCAUUUAUCAUAUUCUUUGGAGGAUUUGAGACUUCAAGCUCAUUAAUGACAUUCUUACUUUAUGAACUUGCACUCAAUCCAGAUAUUCAGGAUAGAUUGAGAGAAGAAAUAGCUAAUGGAAUUGAGGAAAAUGAUGGAAAAUUAAAUUAUGACAUGCUUUUGGGGUUGAAAUAUUUAGAUAUGGUUGUAAAUGAAGGUUUGAGGAAGUAUCCACCGAUUCCAACACCAAUUAGAAAAUGUACUAAAGAAUAUGAAAUUCCAAACUCAAAUCUUGUGAUUCCUAACGGAACUAUUGUUCUUAUUAAUGCUUUUUCACUACAAAGAGAUCCAGAAUAUUUUCGAGAUCCUGAUAAGUUCGAUCCUGAACGUUUUAAUGCAGAAAAUAUCAGAAAUAUUAAACCAUUUUCAAAUAUUCCAUUUGGUGAUGGACCAAGAAAUUGCCUCGGUAUGAGAUUUGGGCUGAUGCAGUCAAAACUAGGCAUUGCAAAAAUUGUCAAAAAUUUUAUGUUUCAACCAGGAACGAGAACUCAAAUACCACUAAAAUUCAAUUCAACUAGCCCACUUUUGGCACCUGAAAAAGGAAUGUGGUUAAAAGUUACAAGAAUUUAA